UUGGCGCAGCCUGGUCUUGAACCUGGAGAUAGAGAUGCUCCAACUCCUGAUCAUACUAUUUCUGUAAGACAGUCAACACUAAACACGACACGGGGAGAAGAUACCACUGGAACAACACACAACAAUUAAAAUUUUUACGAAAUCUAUGCAAGUCACAGAAAACUAGAAUUUACUUACUAGAUAUUAUAUUUACAAUUAAUAUUACGACAUUUACAAUUUAUCACUAAAAUCAUAAUAUUCAUAAUCAAUCUCAUAAAUAACGAGAAAGAAUAACUAAAUGUUAAAGAAAGUUAGCGCAGCUAGUAAACUUAGAACCAGAUUAGGCUUGAGAAGUGGAGGUAGUCUAAUAGACAUAAGAGAACUUGAGGAGGAAGAACAGCAUAACCAAAUAGAACAAGAAGCACCACCCUCUAAUACCAACAUGAAUAAUUUAGACUCUGGAAACGCAUCGGGCUCCCUCAGCCCCACAGUUAGCAACUCGAUGACUAUUGUCAGCACAAAUUUAAGUCCGAAAGAUAUAUUGGGUUUUGUACAACACUUGCCAACUUACGAGGGUCCCUCCGACAAUCUAGAAACUUUUAUUGACAGUGUUGAGGAAUUACUUAUGCUCAUUCGGUCCGUAGAUCAGACCCCGUACGGCCAAAUGAUUCUCAGGGCAAUUCGUAAUAGAGUAAAAGGCAAGGCACAUGAAGCAUUGGACCUUUGCGGUACACCGCUUAUAUGGGAUGAAAUCAAAGCAAAUCUUAAACGACUCUACACUAGCAAGAAGACGGAGGCUAUAUUGAUUCGCGAAAUUCAAACUUUACCAAGCGGACUUUCCAUAAAUAAACUCUUUUUCGCAAUAGCAAAGUUGAGAAGUCAACUGGUGUCAUUGACCAAUGAUUCAGAUCGCGAUGCCCAAAACUUAGCUGCAAAACACGCCCUAUACUCCGACAUUUGCCUCAAUGCAUUUGUUGUGGGAUUAAACGGCCCACUUAAAACAAUUAUCAGGUCCCGAAAUCCAGAAUCUAUAGAAAAAGCCUACGAAAUCGCACAAAUAGAACAGAACUUUUAUUACCAGAACUCUGAUGGGCAACAAAAUAAUCGCCGUCGCGAAAAUUCAAAUGAUCAACAAAAUUACCGCAAUCGCGAAAAUUCGGUUGAUCGGAACCGCCCGUAUCAACGUCACCAGCAAAAUCAGAGACAAUCGGGUAGCAACAGCACUAGGAGAAACGACACUCGUCAACAGCCUCAAAAUCGACAGGAGAAUCAUUCUUCCAGAACUCAGAACCCUUUCCGAAACAAUUCGGGAUCAAAUUCUUCCUCCCAACAAAACAACAAUACUCCUUCUGCCUCAUGCAACAUCAAUGAUGGCGCAAAUUUUUUACAAGAAGCCUCGGACAACCAGUCGGCUUCUUAAACAAAAAAUCCCAUGGGAAAUCUUUACCUUACGUUAUUUUAUCCUCAAAAUCCAUUUCAACAAACCCACAUAAAUUUCUUAUAGACACCGGGUCCACGUACUCUUUUAUAAAACCAACAUUGAUUACAAAAGACCAUAUUCAGAAAUUAAACAGUCAUAUCAACAUCCAAACCGUUCUCAACAAGUUCCAAAUCCAAGAAUAUACAGACUCAAUUAUUUUCGAGCAAUUUGACACAACGAAGAAAACAAAAUUCUUUUUGUUUGACUUCCACC
Messenger RNA from Drosophila rhopaloa, 1672 nucleotides. RefSeq names its product 1-phosphatidylinositol 3-phosphate 5-kinase-like. The transcript is spliced from 2 exons. Lineage: Eukaryota; Metazoa; Arthropoda; Insecta; Diptera; Drosophilidae. The record is from RefSeq and is a predicted model, not a curated record. The coding region runs from base 278 to 1399 and encodes 373 amino acids.